AUGCCACCACCAAAAAAGCAAGCAACAUUAAAACAACAACCAGCGCCGUUUGUAAAAUGGCUCGCAGGCGGAGAGGUUCCGCUAAGAUUGAAAGAAAUCCCAGAGACGGCAACUCGCGGGGAGGGGCAGCAGGAUAUCAACCCGCAGCUGUACCUUCCCGAGGACCAUAUGCGCAUUCCAAUGCACCACCUCAGCACCACACCGGACCCUACCACCCCCGCGCACAGCAAAUGCUACCUCCGCGUGCCCCUGCUCCAGCCUCAAGAAGCAAUGCAUAUUCAGGCCAUGCAGAAGAAUAUUACACUUCAGAAAGGGCGAGAGGAAGAUCGAUGA
Pyrenophora tritici-repentis Pt-1C-BFP is the source of this 333-nucleotide messenger RNA. NCBI's taxonomy places the organism in Eukaryota, Fungi, Ascomycota, Dothideomycetes, Pleosporales, Pleosporaceae. The record is from RefSeq and is a predicted model, not a curated record.